This is a messenger RNA of Bipolaris sorokiniana ND90Pr, 2199 nucleotides long. RefSeq lists its product as uncharacterized. Gene Ontology annotation, biological process: DNA-templated transcription; positive regulation of transcription from RNA polymerase II promoter by galactose. The transcript has 4 exons. Gene Ontology annotation, molecular function: RNA polymerase II cis-regulatory region sequence-specific DNA binding; zinc ion binding; DNA-binding transcription factor activity, RNA polymerase II-specific. NCBI's taxonomy places the organism in Eukaryota, Fungi, Ascomycota, Dothideomycetes, Pleosporales, Pleosporaceae. Gene Ontology annotation, cellular component: nucleus. The record is from RefSeq and is a predicted model, not a curated record. Bases 1 to 2199 code for a protein of 732 amino acids.
AUGAGCUCCACGACGCCUGCAGACAAGUCCAACCCGAGUGACGCCAUCAGCCCGUUGCAAGACGCCAACAACAAUGUGAAGCGGAAGAGCGAGGAUGCGCCAGCCCAGCCCAGGGCGAAGCGCAACCGUUACAUCUCCAUUGCCUGCAAUGAGUGCAAACGCCGGAAGAUCAAAUGCAACGGCCAGACGCCCUGCCAGCGCUGCGGGAACCUCAACCUCGACUGCCAGUACUCGCCUAACUGCUGCAACAACUUCAAAGAGAGCGAAGAGUUCAAGCAGAUGUCAGCGCAUAUCAACUCGCUCCAGCAACAAGUAGACGAUCUGUUCCACAACAUCAGCGUCCUCCGAAGCCAAGUCGAAGUCCACAGCAAUGCCUCCAUGGGCACUCCCUUCACCCAGGAUUACCAACAGACACCUAUGCUGCCUCAUCCUUCGCGAUCGCAGUCCAAGUCAUCGAGCAAACACCGUCGCUUUCAUGGGCCAACGUCAAACGCAUUCAACGUCAGCGUUGCAAGAUCGAGUCUCAAAACCAUGGGCAUAAACCCAGGCGAGGAGGAAGACGACGAGGACUUCUUGACGCGCGAAGAGACACCAGGGGAAUCUCCUCCUGCAGCCAACUCUAUACCGCCAAAACGAUCAUUCCACGCCGACAAAGACCCGAUAUGGGCCAUCUCAAAGAGCGACGCUCUACGCCUGGUCCAUGUCUGGCACGACGAAGUAGCCGCCAUGUACCCAAUUCUGGGUGUGGACAAGUUGCUGCGCUAUACUGAAAUGCUAUUUACUUUUAUAGAGGCUGCCACUAGGUCGGGCUUCAUGCAACGUGCUCUUCCUGGCUCAGAUGCAAUGAUGGACGAGCAGAUCAGUACACUCAAGUUAGUCCUUGCAACGACCCUCGUAAUCGAAGGUAGGGGGAAGGAUCCAUUGGCAGAGAAGCUCUUCGCAAACGUGCAUAAUAUUGUUGAAAAAUCACUGUCUGAGCCUGCCAGUCUACAUAACAUAAACCUACUAGUCCUUGUUGCUAUGUAUCACUUUCACCACGAUGAAGAAGGGCUGGCUUGGCGAGUAAGUGGGCUGGCUUCGCGACAAUGUCUUGAAUUGGGCUUGCAUCGCCGGGACACGUAUGCGACUUUAUUUCCCAAUCCCGAGGAUCAAGCAUCGGCAAUCCGCAUGUUUUGGACGGUCUACGUUCUCGAUCGUCGCUGGAGCUUUGGGACCGGAAUGCCAUUCGCCUUACAAGAUGCGGACAUUGACAAUGUCCCCAAGCCUCCAUCAUCUCAAGAGUCUGGCCAAUAUCUCCACGCAAUGAUCUCGUACUCAAUAAUUAGUUCGAAAGUGUGGAAGUCGAUCACUGAUGUGGGCCAGCAAGACAAGAUUAACAAGGAAGAUAUAUCUUUCCUUGAUUUUCAAGUCCUGAAUUGGCAUCGCAGCAUUCCGGAUUCCUUAAGGUUUGUGCAUCCGGACAGUGGCAGACAAGUGGAGACUCCAUCGCGUCUAGUCCAGCGACUCCAAGUGGUACUGUACCUUCGGGCAAACCAGAUGCGAAUUCUCAUAUACAGACCAGUCUUGCACACAGCAACCACCAUUAUGGAGAAUUUGGAAUUUGCACAUGUUGUUGUCAAAGUGGCCAAGGACACAAUCCGGAUACUGACAUACCUCAACCAGACAUCUGAUAUUUACAGAAGUCAGCAGAUAACGUUUAACUACUUCCUCGUGUCAGCACUUGCAGUGCUGUUUCUUGCUGUGGCUCACGCGCCGGCCGAAUUUAACCAAGAAUGCCGAGACGAGUUUUACAUGGCGAUCGACCUUGUGCGAGGUCUCUCGUCAAACUCGUACGUCUCGAGGCGGUUAUGGAAGACGAUCAAGACGAUCAAGGAAGUUGGGCCACGUCUCGGGCUUGCCGUACGCAACGAGGAAAUUCACGACGCACACUCGUCUGCUGCAGUGGCUAUGGCAGGUUUAGCAGGCCACUCGAUGGACGAACUAGCACUGUUCUCCAAUGGCCACAACAGCACCAUGCUGGAUACACCCCACGGAAUGGCGAGUGACCUCACAACUCUAUUUGAGGCGGCUGGCGGGAUUUUCAAUCUACAAGGAUUUGGGGGGUCGUCGAAUGACAUUGCAAAUGGCAAUGGAGAGUUUGUGAGUGGGUUUGGGCAGGAGAAUGACGAGUUGGCGCGUAUCAUGAGGGAUUUGUUCUGA